Messenger RNA from Ilex paraguariensis (yerba mate), 372 nucleotides. Lineage: Eukaryota; Viridiplantae; Streptophyta; Magnoliopsida; Aquifoliales; Aquifoliaceae. The record is from the annotation of a GenBank genome assembly.
AUGAAAGUGAACUACGUUUUAAGAGAUUACAAGUGCACCAACAAAGCAUUUGAAGCUAUGGAGGUCUCUGAUAAUGAGUUUCCUGGCUUCCAAACUUCAGUUUCGAAUGAGUUUGUAUCGAAAAGGCCUUUGAGCCGGUUGCAAAGGCGAGCACCUCGUCCCCUUCAGCUAAAACCAACCGUCUCUAUUGAGAGCAAAAGUGAAAUAACAUCGAAGGGUGGCAAUGAGGAAUCAUCCUCGUCGUUGUCAUCUUCUUCAUUUACUUCUUGCUACCACAAUAAAGAUCCCAUUCCUCUUCUUUCUCCCCUUGUGUUACCCUCAUUCCUUGAAUCUACCUACAUUCAAGAGGAAAGUACUGCAAAGUCUCGUUAA